UUCAUAGGUAUAUCGUGGACGGUUUAUGACGGAAGGACGAACUGUGCGGGAUUAGAGAGCGGGAUAGUUUUUACUAUACUAUGUGCUAUCAUAAUUAAUCUUAGCAUACUUACUUUGAUAACCCAAUUAAGCUAGGGUUUCAUGAUUGCUAACUUAUGGUUUCUCUUAUCAUUGUUCAAGGUACAAGAAAAUCGAACGGUACGUUAUCUCUUCCUUCGUAUUUUGAUGACCACAUGGUUUUACAAAAGGCCCCGGCUUACGCCAGUAUAUGGGGAUAUUCUACCAUUGGUGAUGACGUCAUAGUUGUUUCACUCCUGGAUACGGGUGCAAGAGUUGUCCAGUUUUCAGCAACAGUGGUUUAUAUUGGACCGGAAAAUAAAGCGGUGUGGAAAGUCUUCCUAGAACCUGUCAAAGCCGGUGGUCCUUACAGUGUUGUAGUUGAAAGCGAUCAUGGUUCUGCUCUUACAAUCAACGAUGUUCUGUUUGGGGAUGUGUGGGUCUGUUCAGGCCAAAGUAACAUGCAAUUUACUCUUCCUAUGGCUUACAACGGAUCUAAAGAAGUAGCUGAAGCAGCAGCAUAUCCAGAUAUACGAUUGUUUACUGCAUCUUUGAAAACAGCAGAUACUCCACAAUAUGAUUUCAUCAGUGUCGAGGAGACCUGGUCUGUAGCUUCACCAAGUAGUGUAGGCAAUGGUAACUGGACAUAUUUCUCUGCUGUCUGUUAUUUAUAUGGUAAAGAUCUGUACCAGAAACUCAAAUAUCCUAUUGGUCUGGUUGCUUCUGAUUGGGGAGGUACUGCUAUUGAAGUUUGGUCAUCACCCGAUGCCUUGAAAAAAUGCCAGAUAAAAGAUAACUCUACAACUAAGUCAGAUUUAAAUGUUGCACCCACAGCUCAUUCAGUUUUAUGGAAUGCGAUGAUUCACCCAUUUUUAAACUAUACAAUAUAUGGGACUAUUUGGUAUCAAGGAGAGUUGAACUCGGGCAACCCCCUGGGUUAUAACUGUAGUUUUCCUGCUAUGAUUGAUGAUUGGAGAUUGAAGUUCAGUGAAAGCAACCCCCAGACCUCAAGUUCAUUCCCGUUUGGAUUCGUUCAGUUAGCACCUAGACUAAACGACUCUUCAAUUACAACGGGAUAUCCAGAUAUUCGAUGGUCCCAAACAGCUGGCUAUGGCACAGUACCGAACCCUAGAAUGAAAGACGUCUUUAUGGCACUUGCUAUGGAUCUUCCAGAUUUUACUUCACCUUUCCAAAGUGUUCAUCCACGAGAUAAAGAGACAGUGGCAAGUCGAUUAACUUUAUCGGGACUUGCGGUUGCUUAUGGAAAGGUCGAAAAAUUUCAAGGACCUUAUCCAUCGGAUGUAAAAUUUUCGCAAGGGAACAAACAGUUGACCAUUACUUAUGAUAUGGGUUUGACAAACAUUGAAGUAAGAUCGGCUAAGGGAUUUGAGUUUUGUUGUAGUUCGUCCCAAGAUAAAACUGUCUGUGAUCAACCAUCUCUUAAUUCGUGGUUUCCUGUUACAACAUUGGCCAGUACACCAACAACCCUAAUACUAGAUGUACCUGCAUCUUGCACUAACCAACACAUUCUUUUGAUUAGAUAUGCUUGGAGAGAAUCUCCUUGUCCGUAUAAACAAUGUGCUGUUUAUAGUGUGGUCAAUGAACUCCCUGGGCCCCCCUUUAAAAUAUCUCUUAUUGUAUAAUGUCAAUAAACUUAUCGGCUGUAAUGUGUUUGUGUGG
Messenger RNA from Patella vulgata (common limpet), 1737 nucleotides. RefSeq names its product sialate O-acetylesterase. Gene Ontology annotation, biological process: carbohydrate metabolic process. NCBI's taxonomy places the organism in Eukaryota, Metazoa, Mollusca, Gastropoda, Patellidae. The transcript is spliced from 9 exons. The coding region runs from base 156 to 1700 and encodes 514 amino acids. The record is from RefSeq and is a predicted model, not a curated record. Gene Ontology annotation, molecular function: sialate O-acetylesterase activity.